Coregonus clupeaformis (lake whitefish) is the source of this 5731-nucleotide messenger RNA. RefSeq names its product cilia- and flagella-associated protein 44. Gene Ontology annotation, molecular function: protein binding. Bases 32 to 5590 code for a protein of 1852 amino acids. The record is from RefSeq and is a predicted model, not a curated record. NCBI's taxonomy places the organism in Eukaryota, Metazoa, Chordata, Actinopteri, Salmoniformes, Salmonidae. The transcript has 35 exons.
UUGCCCGGCAACGAGUCAACGCCAAACAAAGAUGGACUCUUCUGAGAAACAGACAGAUGAAGACAAUUUACAAGGUGACCCCACAGGAAAGCAGGAACCUUCUGGGGAAACGGAAAGUGAAAAUGUUCAGCCACCUCCAGAGAACAACACAACUUCCCCAUCAGCAGGUGCACAGGAAGCACAUACACAAGCAGAGGACCCUUCACAAGACAAAGCUCAGGCUCAUGCAGCCUCUGAGCAGGUGCAGCAGCAGCCAGGUGGGAGUAGUGAUGCUGUGGAGGAAGAGGAGGAGCGAACGGGGAUGAAGAAACUCCCUGAGGACAUGUACUACAACUAUGAUGAGCUGUACUCCAGACCAGUCAUCACUGCAGACUCGGAGAUCCCAGAGAACCUGCUGCACCUUACUCACUCUUUUGGGUAUGACUGUGGGCGCAGAGCCAACCUGCAGCUGCUGGAUGAGCGAACGCUGGCCUUCGUGGCUGGAAACCUGCUCAUAUUCCUGGACGUCCGGACCAAGGAGCAACGCUACCUCCGCUCCUGCAGUGGGGGAGGCAUCGGCGCCGUCAUGGCCCACCCCAGUAAUAGGUAUUUUGCUGUGGCAGAGAAGGGAGACCAGCCCAACAUCGUCAUCUAUGAGUAUCCCUCAUUACGACCCUACCGCAUUCUCAGAGGUGGGACAGGGCAGGCAUAUAGCUUUGUGGACUUUAACCGUGAGGGCACCCUGCUGGCCAGUGUGGGUAGUGCUCCGGACUACAUGCUGACCUUGUGGGAAUGGAGACAUGAACAGGUGAUGCUGCGCUGCAAGGCCUUCUCACAGGACGUCUACAGGGUCACCUUCUCACCUGACAAUCCUGGGCAACUCACCACCUCCGGAUCAGGACACAUCAAGUUUUGGAAAAUGGCCAGCACUUUUACUGGUCUCAAACUGCAAGGGCUUCUGGGAAGGUUUGGGAAGACUGCCCUCACAGAUAUCGAGGGUUAUGUGGAGCUGCCCGAUGGGAAGGUAGUGUCGGGGUCUGAGUGGGGAAACAUGCUGCUGUGGGACGGGGGCCUGAUUAAGGUGGAGAUAUGCCGUAAGGGGGGCAGGACGUGCCACGCUGGCACCAUCCAGCAGUUUGCUUUGGAUGAGGGGGAGCUCAUGACCAUCGGCACCGACGGAGCCAUUAGGGGCUGGGACUUUGAGAGCAUUGACACGGCAGACUGUAACGAUGACAGGGGUCUGUUUGAGAUUGAGCCCAUGAACGAGAUGGUAAUCGGACGCAACGUCAGCCUGUCCUCCAUGGUCAAAAGCUGCCUGCCAGACUCCUUCAUCUGGUUCGCCCAGGAUUCCAAUGGAGGCAUCUGGAAACUGGAUCUUUCAUUUUCCAACAUUACCCAGGACCCAGAGUGUCUGUUCUCCUUCCAUGCUGGAGUGAUCCAGGGAAUGGAUGUGUCCAGCACCAGCCAUCUGAUGGCCACCACCGCUUUAGACCGCUCAGUCAGGAUUUUUGACUUCCUUGCGAAGAAAGAACUAACAACCAGCCGCUACAAACAAGGUGGAACAACACUGACCUGGGCGCCACGCCUGGUGAACCCUAGCGGAGGGCUGGUGGUGGUGGGCUUUGAGGACGGGGUGGUCCGUCUGCUGGAGCUCUACAAUCCCCAGAGUUUACGGGUGGUUGCCGGGCGCAGUCGCUAUGGACACGCCGAGCUCCGUCUCAAACAGGCCUUCAAACCCCACAAUGCACCUGUGACGGCCAUUGCAUACGAACGCAACGGAGAGAUCCUAGCUACUGGGAGUAUGGACUGCACUGUGUUCUUCUUCACUGUGGGGGACAGGUACGACCCCAUCGGCUUUGUCACAGUACCAGGACCUGUACAGGGGCUGGAGUGGUCGCCCCAGUCACAUGACAACAACACCCUGCUGGUCCUGUGUAAGAGUGGUCAUGUAGUGGAGGUCCAGUCUCCAGACCCGGAGGCCCAGAACCAUGGCACCACCUACCACAUCUCUGGCCUUCCCACAAGACACUUCACCUUCAGCAGCAUCAAGUCACACAUCAAGCGGGAGGAGGAGAUUGCGCGCAGGCAGGCUCUGAAGGAGAAGAGGCAGAAGGAGAGAGAGGCGCAGCUGAAGAAAGCCAAGGAGGAGGGCCUUGAGCCCACUGAGGAGGAGCUGCAGGAGGUAGAGGAGGAGGAAAAGGAAGAGCUGCCCCCUCUUUACACCCCCGACCCCCCCAGCCCCCUCUGCUGUGGCUUCUACUCUCAACCCGGGGCCUUCUGGCUCUCCAUGGGAGGCUAUGACUCGGGGUUCCUGUACCACUGUAAGUUUUCCGAGCAGCAGGGUGAGGACCCGUUGCAGCGCCAGGAUGAGCCGUUCACCUUCCUGCCUGUCCAGAAUACAGACGAGGACCCCAUCCGCACCAUCACCUUCAGCUCCAGCAGGCAGCUGUUGCUGUGUGGCAUGCAGUCAGGCAGUGUCCGGGCCUACCCUCUGCAGCCAUCUGACUUCCACCUCACCUCCAUGCAGGCCUUCUGGGCUCUCAGCGUCCAUGACAACCAGUAUGGACAGCUGCGCCAGCUGCGCUGUAGCUUUGACGACCAGUUUGUCCUGACGACGGGGGAGGACGGCAACAUCUUCUCCUUUAGCCUGCUGCCCCAGGAGGACCUGCAGAAAGCCCUGCAGCGCAGCAAGGCCAAAGUCCCCUCACCACGGGUUGGCGUUGAGAUGGAGGGUGUGGCCCAGGAUAUCGAAGACCCGUCGGCAUACAGCAUUGAGACGGCUAAGCAGAAGUUGGAAAUGGACCGUAUGCGUCGGGAGGCUGAGAUGAGGAAGGUGGAGAGACGUAAGAAGCUGGCCGAGCUGCAGAGCCAGUUCAAACAGCUACUGGAGAAGAACCAGGGUCUGCCCGAACACGUCCGCUUGCACCGCACGGAGCUGGAGUUGGACCGGCGGUUCCGUGAGGAGACCGAGAGGAUGACGGCCCAGAGGGUGCGAGAGGCCAGGAAGGAGCUGGCCUGGGAGGAGGAACGCCACCGCAUCGGACUCAAGAAACUACAGGAGAGGUUCUGGGAUUCUCUGGAGUCGGACACAGUUACUGUGGUAGCGUUCCAGAGCGACCACAGGAUCUCCACCUAUCGUCUGCUGGCACUGUCCCAGAGGUUCCACGAGCUGAAACAGAGGGAAAGGGUGUGGGGCCCGGGGGCAGGGGGGCAGGAACGUUGGAGGAACAAAGCUGAGGUCGGCAAAGACAGCUCCAACAUCACAGCGGACCAGGAGGACCUGGGUGGGGAGGCUGUUAUGGCGCCCCAUGUGGUGCGUCCAGGGGGCAGCAAGCUGGCUGGCCGCCAGGCAGAGAAACUCCGCAAGGCUACGGAGAAGGCAGAGCGAGCCCGGGCUAAGAUAGAGAAGAGGAGGAAAGAGUGGGCUGAACUGUACGCAGCAAAGCCCAAUGAGAACUGUGAGGAUCCGGAAGAUGUGCGAGCUAUCCGAUUGGCUACGGAGAAGAUGGGCGACUUCAAGCUGAAGACGGCCAAAGACUUUACGGUCCCAGAACACCUGAGGAUGAACGCAGAGAAGAAGAGAGCUCAGCUGGUCCACCUAGAGGAGAAGAUCCAUGAGAGGAAGACCCAGAUGAACAGUCGCAUCAUGGCCCUAAGGGACACUAAGGUGAGACUUGUGUCCCGCCUACGCUCCCAAGCCCAGCAGCUACAGGCUGUCCAGGAGUGCCUGGCGCCUCAUUUCUGCAGCCCGGCCCCCACCCUGCCCUCCCUGCUGCCCGAGGAGACCCCUGAGAGGAAGCUACGCUACACCCGCACCACCCUGCAGCGCUACGGGGCCCUGAGGGCUCAGAGGGCCUGUACCCAUGGCCAGGAACCAGAGGGGGGCCAGACUCUGCUGGAACAGCUGGAGGCAGAGAUAGAAGGAGAGGAGGAGACCCCCUACCAUACACCUGCAGAUAGGAGAGAGAGGGAGGUGGAGGAAGCUGGGGUGACAGAGCUGGAGGAGGAGAUGAGGGAGGUGGAGGAGAUCAGGCUUCUGUAUGAAGAGGACUCUCUGCUGGAACAGAUGUCGUCGUCAGUGUGGCAGUUUGAUGCGGAGCUGUGCCUGCUGCGUCAUGAGAAGCUGUGGCUGGACAUCCAGAUGAAACUGGCUGACCUGCGCCACGUCACCCUGUUCCAGGAGCUGCUGCUGCUCAAAGAGUUUGAGAAGAGAGAGAACUCCCUGCAGGAGAGACUCAAUGCCUGCGUGGAGGAAGAGGAAGACCUCAGGUCUAAGCUGGAGGAGUGUAAGCAGGCACUGGAGCUGAAGCGGAGGGACAUCUCCAAGCUCCAGGAGAGAGAGAGGGCCAUAGCUGCCACCUUCCAGGGCUCUCUAGGGGAGAACAACAAGUUUGCUGACUUCCUCACCAGGGUCUUCAAGAAGAAGAUCAAACGCGUCAAGAAGAAAGAGAAGGUCGGCAAUGACGAGGAGCAGGAGGACAGUGAUGAAGAAUCUGAUGAAGAGUCUGACUGGGAUGAUGAUGAGGAUGACAGUGGCUCAGAGAGCGGUGGUCCUCUGGAUGACAGCGUCUGCCCCCCAAACUGUGACUCGGAGCUGUUUGAGAACACGGUGCAGCUGCGUGAGCGUCGUCUGGACCUCGAGGAGCUGCUGGUGGAGGAGAAGAAGAUUGCAGACAACCUGAGGAAGGAGUGUGACUCCCUCGUCAAGAAGGAAAAAGUGGUUCAUGGCAGUCUGAAGGCAGCAGAGGGAGACCUGGAGCUGUUCAACAGAGAGAAACAACAGAAGCUCAAUGAGCUGGAUGUGGUGGUUCCCCUCAGACUGCACCAGAUAGAGUUUAUGAGCAAUGGGGUGGUGCCGUGCAGCCUGGCCCCAGCUCUGGUGCUGAACACAGUGGCGUUGGGAGGACUACAGGAGAGGAUUAAAGAACUGCAGGUGGAGAAGAGUGAACAGAGAGACCUCUACAGACAGGCCAGGCAGCAGCAUGUCCAGCUCAUCCACGACCGCAACGACAUGGAGGCCAAGAUACAGAGUCUGGAGGCGCGCUGUGAGCAGCUGAUGCUGAUGAAGUUUGGGAAAGUGGUGGACCUGGAGGCCUUACAGACUCUGUCUGGAAACAGAAACCUGGAGGAGAUGAGGCAGGAGAGCAGAGUCCGAGAGGCUGCUUACACACAGGAGCUCAGACAGUGGGAGGUGAAAGUGACAGAGGCCCGUCAUGCGGUGACAGAGGUGACAAGGCAUCACACCGAGCGUCUCCUCAGUAUGAACAGCCUGCUGAGCCAGAAGAAAGAAAUGGAGGACAAACUCAACACCAGGCAGAGCAAGAUGGUACUGGUGCCCAGUUCCAGGGCCGUCGGCAUGCUGAGGAGGACGAGAGGCGGAGGCUGUACCAGCUGGUCCAGAGUCAAGCCCAGGAGGCCAACGCCCUCCGCCAGGAGAUCAACAUCCUGUCCAGAAAGGGGGGUCACAUCCUGCCCCCCAGCCAGGCCCUGCUGCCCCCCCUGCCCGCCGCCCCAGCCCGCUCCACCCAUACCAACCCAGAGAGGCUCAGACACUUCAAACUGGGAGGGGGGCAUCCAUCCACCAGCAGCCAGGGGGUGGAAUAGAGCCUAAACACUCACAUAGAUAAUACACACACAUAUUAUACAAAGAUAACACAUUCACACAUUAAUAUUAAUGUGUGCAGACACACACAUACAGUUAAAGUCGGAAGUUUACAUACACCUUAGCCAAAUACAUUUAAACUCAGAUUUU